UGUAAAUGAAAAAAUUGUAAACUCAAAUUUUAUAAAUGGCGAGUUCGUGAUUAAUUUUAUUUCCACUACACUUAAAAUUGUAUAUAGAUAGUUGUGUGUGUGUGUGUGUGUAUAUAUAUAUAUAUAUAUUUUUUUUUUUUUUACCGAGUCAAAUUUAAUAUUUUUUUUCGUACAGUGCAAGUCAACUUUCCAUUUUUUGUUUUUUUUUUUUUGGCACAUAAGUCAACUUCCAUUUCACCUAACAUGUAAAUUUAUUAGUUAUGAGUGAAGCAUCUUUUUGAACCUUAUAAAUACAUCGUGUCACAAAUAAUGUUCCCUUAUAACCAAUCAUUCAUGUUUCCUAGCUAUCUCUCUCAUCAUGCAAGAACCCGCAGAGUCCAGAAAAUGGGAGCGCAAGACAACCGCUGUGCUCAAAGCCUCAGCAGCCGAAAAAGUUUGGCCUCUCUUGGCUGAUUUCUGCAACUUACACAAAAUCUUCCCCAAACUAGCCACAUGUUACCAAGUCGAGGGAGUUUCCGGCCAACAGGGUCUGAUCCGGUACUGUGAAACUCCUCCUACCAAUCCCGCUGAUGAGUCGACCGUCAAGUGGGUCAAGGAGAAGCUACUGAUGAUUGAUCCAAUCAAACGGUGCAUAAGCUAUGAGAUCAUUGAGAAUAACAUGGGGUUUCACUCUUACGUUGCUACCAUGCAAGUAGUGCCUACGAACGACAUUGAUCAGGAUGGUGCUUACGGGUGCAAGAUCGAUUGGUCUGUUGUUUGUGAACCGGUCGAUGGAUGGAGAUCUGAAAAUCUUCAGGAGUUUCUUGAGUCUAAUCUUCAAUUGGUUGCAAAAACAAUGGAGCAUGCUCUUCUAUCUACUUAA
Messenger RNA from Pyrus x bretschneideri (Chinese white pear), 862 nucleotides. Its product is annotated as lachrymatory-factor synthase-like. The record is from RefSeq and is a predicted model, not a curated record. The coding region runs from base 359 to 862 and encodes 167 amino acids. The transcript has a single exon. NCBI's taxonomy places the organism in Eukaryota, Viridiplantae, Streptophyta, Magnoliopsida, Rosales, Rosaceae.